Messenger RNA from Cydia fagiglandana, 4682 nucleotides. RefSeq names its product protein muscleblind (gene mbl). Gene Ontology annotation, molecular function: metal ion binding; RNA binding. Gene Ontology annotation, biological process: regulation of RNA splicing. Lineage: Eukaryota; Metazoa; Arthropoda; Insecta; Lepidoptera; Tortricidae. The transcript is spliced from 11 exons. Gene Ontology annotation, cellular component: nucleus. The record is from RefSeq and is a predicted model, not a curated record. Bases 747 to 1886 code for a protein of 379 amino acids.
CCUCGCCACUCGCCUCCCGUCAGUCGCCCGCCGACUCCGCUUGCGCUUGUGUGACUCGCGCCGCUCUGUGCACCGCACUCGUGCUCCGAACACGACGCGUGCCGCCCCGCUGUGGCCGCGAACCGCGACCUCUACGCUACCGGCGAACCGUUUCUCCUAACUUUCGUGCAAUUUGCUAUGUUUUAACAACUUUUGGACAUACACACUCCCCUACCCAGCUUGUUUACCCCUCAUCAUAGUUGAGCCCCGCACCGCACCGGCUUGCUCGCUGACCGCCGAGCCGCUAAUCUCGCUUUUUCGCGCCUCACCGUCGCCCGCCCAGACCCGCUCCGACCGCCGCUAUGCUCGCGCACCAAACACCGCUCGCCCUCUGCUAAACUCAACAAUCAACAUCGAUACGAACGCGUGUGAUAAUAAUUUAAUACUCGCCUAAAUAAGCUUGCAACUUCGGUGUCUUUAUUCUAACUUAAUUGUAGGAUUAAUCAUAAUAGUAGCGCAUCGCAACUCAACGCAAACAGUCAAACCGGUCGUUGCGUCACCGCAACAUUCGCGUUACAGUACGCGUGUGAAGUAGUGUGUGGUUGUGAGGGUGUACGGGUGCCGACUAGUGGCUGAAGACAGCGACUAGGAAGUGUAAGGAGUGCAUGCCCAGAGCGCCAGUGCGCGCUCACCCCCCGCGGCCUAUGCCCCGCAGUCGAUCCACGUAACUGCGUGCGCGACCUCCGCAUCCUACUCAAGUGGCAGCGAUGGCCACCAUGGUGAACAUGAAUAGCCUUCUGAAUGGCAAGGACUCACGCUGGCUGCAGCUCGAAGUGUGUCGCGAGUUCCAACGGAAUAAGUGCUCGCGGCCAGACACCGAGUGCAAGUUCGCACAUCCUCCAGCCACCGUCGAGGUGCAAAAUGGACGGGUCACCGCCUGUUACGACAGUAUCAAGGGUCGGUGUAACCGAGAGAAGCCGCCUUGCAAGUACUUCCAUCCACCCCAGCAUCUGAAGGACCAGCUGCUGAUCAACGGUCGAAACCAUUUAGCUUUGAAGAACGCCCUAAUGCAGCAAAUGGGGCUAACGCCGGGCCAGGUGCUGCCCGGCCAGGUCCCCGCCGUGGUGGGCGGCGUGAGCGGCACCGGCGCGGCCGCGAGCCACAUCGCCGCGCUGGACCCGAUCAGUCUCGCCCUGCUCGCCCCGCAGGCGACGUCCCCGUACCUGUCGGGCGUGCCGGGCUCGACGUACGCGCAGUACUACGCGCCGCAGCUGAUGCCGGCGGUGCUGGGCCACGACCCGAACGCCGCCGCGGCCUCGCCGCUCGGCGUCAUGCAGCAACCCGUGCUUCAGCAAAAGCUGCCACGCACCGACCGUCUCGAGACGGCCGCAGCAGCGCAGCAGCCGGCAGCGAGCGCGACUUCGGAGCCGGGCAAGAAACGGCCGGCGCCCGCCGAGCUCGAGCCGCCACCGAUGGACAUGAAGAGCGUCGGAUCCUUCUAUUAUGAUAAUUUCGCCUUUCCCGGGGUGGUGCCGUACAAACGACCCGCCGCCGACAAAGCGGGCGUCCCCGUGUACCAGCCGGCGACGACCUACCAGCAGCUGAUGCAGCUGCAGCAGCCGUUCGUGCCCGUGUCAUGCUGUGCGCCGACCAACGCGCCCUUUGUGGUUUACACCGACGAGCGCGGACAGUUACUGGACACCCUCCCGGUGUGCCAAGAUUUUAAUCGACAAGGAUGCACAAGACCUACCUGCAGAUUUGUUCAUAUUCGUGAAGGGUGCGGGCUGCAGGUGGUGGGGUGCCGCGUGGUGGUGUGCCGCGACGCCGCCGCGGGCGCGUGCCGCCGCGCCGCCUGCCGCUACUACCACAUCCCCGUGCAGUUGCCGCCGGCCCUGCGACCCCCCUAACCGCCCCGUCCUCCCCCUUCACCCCCACCCCCCUCUCGCCCUCACCUAGUUCUUCACCCAUCCGAGUCCGGUCCCAGGUCCCGGCCCGCAUCCCCGCGGUAUCCAUAUCGAUCGCGCCUCUGGCACACUCGGGUUCGGCAGGUUCGGCCGGAUCGCACUGUCGCUCCCGCGGCUGAGGUGGUGAUAUCUUAGUAAAUAUCGGUUAGUGUAGAGAGUAGAGCGGCCGGAGCGAGUCGCGCCCUCCCCCGGCCUCGUCCCUCCGCCGCCGGCGCGGCCCGCGACUCGCUCCCGCCGGGAACGUUCGUUAAGUCUUCGGGAAGGAGUGUGUACAUAUUGUAGCGGGAUAUGAUUCUCAGGCACGGUCAUGCGAUUGUGAUAUGAAUAGAUUUCGAGGCGCCGGAGCCGUUUGAGUAAUUUUAUCGAGAUCGUACCGAGAUCGUCAAAUAGUAGUUAGUGAGGUUUCAAAUGUUUUAUUACUAUUGUAUAUUUUUUUUAAGAUACGAUAUGAGUUCCUGUAAAGAUCGGUGCGUCUGCCGUUUGGCGUCGCACAAAAUUGUUGUAUAUAAGCGAUGUAAUGUUGAGACGGGCGGCGCGGCGGCGUGAGUGUCGCGUCGCGCUCGCGGCCCCGGCGCCGCCGCGCCGGCCACAGCUUCUGGCGAGACGGCCCAGGCCGGUGUCAAAAGUUGCCUCACCACACUCCUAAUGUGAGCAUUUUUGUGAGAAUUAUGUUAAUUUUUUAUGAAUUAUAAAAUUUUGUUUUACUAGGUGACAAGUUUACAGUAGUUUAGAUUAAGUGAACCAGUAAUGAAACACCAAUAGAGUAGCCGCUUCUCUCCUUCGGCACUAAAACUUUUGACGCCGGAGCACAAUUCACGUUCCGUCGGGCGACGCCGCGCGCGCCGCCCGGUUCACACUUAGCAUAGAUCACGACACUCGUAGAGUGAUAGAGGACAGACAUUCGAAAUACAAUGAACGUUAUCGGACAAUAUUAAAAUGAAGAAGGCAUACUUCCAAGCUAUUUAAAUUCUAGGAUAGAACGUCGGCUUUAUUCCAGAUAGAUUUUGCUAGAUAAUCAUUAUUUUAUUGAUAUCGAUCCUCGUUUAUCGAAGCACAAAAUAGUGACCGGCGAUCGAGUCCGAUUACCUCUCGGGGAAGUACAGCAUUACGAAAUAGCUAUCGUUUUUGACACAAACAGUAUUAACGUUUUGAUCAAAUUUAUCUCGUCGUAUGUAUGUAGGGGUGAUAUGCGGAUAGAGAGAGGCGGGCGUGCGCGCUAGCGCGGCCUCGGCGGCGACGCGAGCCAGCGAGGCACACGCCGCACGGCGCAAGCCACUCGGCCGCGACGCCGCACGGCACACGCCACUCGGCCUCGACGCCGCACGGCACACGCCACUCGGCCUCGACGCCGCACGGCACACGCCACUCGGCCUCGACGCCGCACGGCACACGCCACUCGGCCUCGACGCCGCACGGCACACGCCACUCGGCCUCGACGCCGCACGGCACACGCCACUCGGCCUCGACGCCGCACGGCACACGCCACUCGGCCUCGACGCCGCCGCCGAGUCCCGGCGCGCGCACCCCGGAGGCAUGGAAGCCUAAUGCCUAAUAUUAUUCCUAGUCCAUAUCCUUUUUGUUGAUCAGUCAUGCGAUUAAUAUUAGAAUAAAUAUUAAUAAUUUGAUUUAUUCCUCCCAUUUAGUGGAUAUUUUGAUAAUGAUAUAUUAAUAAUAAAAAAUAUUUAAGAUACAUAAUACAUAUUUGAUUCUAAAUCCUCAUAAAGUGACACUACGUUAGUAAUUUAGUCGGAGGGAUACUUGUGCCGUGAUUAUAUUUUUAGGUAUAUAUUAUGAAAUAAUUCCUAGCGUCGGAAUUAAAGAAGUGAUUAAUGUGUAAGCGUGUUAUGAUAUAUUUAUUGUCGUAUCGUAAGUGGAAUGCCAUAUCGAUAAAAGGUGAAUAUAUCGGAAGCGGAGUCAAACUCAUUAGAACUCGUUGCGUUUGUGUUUUAUGUUGGUUGUUAUUAUCGGUCCGUGCUAGUGGCUAGGGUGAACUGUUCACUUUUAUCAAUACGGCACGCAGACUCUUAAAUGUAUAAGUUGUCAUUUUAUUUUUUGUUGAAAUUUAUCGUUUCAUGGAUUAUUUGUUGCCUAUAAUUUUUAUAAUCAAAAUUUUAUGAUCUGACGCAUUUAUUGUAAGACAAUCGAUUACUUUUAUAUUAAUUAGUGUGAUAAAAUGACUAUGGUAUCAAAUUGCCGUUAUGAAAGAUGAACAUCGAAAGUAUCCUUCCUGUUUAGAAGGGACUCUUCUGGCCCAAGGUUUCUAGUGGAUUUUAUAUUUUUUCUUUUUGUUGUAUUUUUAAUGUUGCGUGUGUCUUACACAUAAUAUAUUUCAUUUUUGUGAUAUUUUUAACUAUAAAGUACUGUUAUUGUAAAUCCAAGUGGAAUAAUGAUGACCUUAAUAAAUAUUCAAGAAUUUAUUUGUAAAUCACAAAAAAAAUGUAAAACUGUAAAUAUAUUGACAAAAAAAUGAACUGCAACAAUAAUUGAUUAUUAUAUCUCUCAUCAAAUACACUGUAAGUUCUUUGAGUACCUUACUAAUGGUAUCUAAUUAUGUAGUACAGUCUACUUAAUGGUAAACCGGUCCAGUGAACAAAUAUUGAUAAUAUUGUGAACAUUUUUUAUUCACGAGCAAUCACAGAAAGUACAUGACAUUGUAAUAUUAUUUAUGAAAUUACUAUGUGAUGUGAUCUUCGGAUCAAUUUUGAGUACAGUAUAGAUAAUAAACAACUGAAUAUGUGA